CGUGGGCUGAGCAGGGGCUUCAGGGGAGUCGGAGUGCAGAUUGAAAAAUGCAGACCACCAAGGCACUGCUCGUUACUCCAGUGCUGAUCCGCUCCUGUACCAGGGGUCUAAUCAGGCCUGUGUCUGCCUCCCUCUUGAGUAGACCAGAGGCCCCAUCUAAACAGGUUAAACAGCCUUCCUGCAGUGGCUCCCCUCUCCAGGUGGCCAGACGGGAAUUCCAGACCAGUGUUGUUUCCCGGGACACUGACACAGCUGCCAAGUUUGUUGGUGCUGGGGCUGCCACAGUUGGUGUGGCUGGAUCCGGGGCAGUGUUUGGUAACUUGAUUAUUGGCUAUGCCAGGAACCCGCCUCUCAAGCAACAGCUCUUUUCCUAUGCUAUUCUGGGCUUUGCCCUGUCUGAGGCCAUGGGGCUCUUCUGUUUGAUGAUCACCUUCCUCAUCCUUUUCUCCAUGUGAGGCUCCA
Alexandromys fortis (reed vole) is the source of this 462-nucleotide messenger RNA. RefSeq names its product ATP synthase F(0) complex subunit C1, mitochondrial-like. NCBI's taxonomy places the organism in Eukaryota, Metazoa, Chordata, Mammalia, Rodentia, Cricetidae. The transcript has a single exon. Gene Ontology annotation, biological process: proton motive force-driven ATP synthesis; proton transmembrane transport. Bases 48 to 455 code for a protein of 135 amino acids. Gene Ontology annotation, molecular function: proton transmembrane transporter activity. The record is from RefSeq and is a predicted model, not a curated record.